AUGAUUGGCAGUCUAUUCUUCAUCUUUAAUCGGAUCGUGGAGAUCACUUUCCUGAUCCCCAUCAUCGGCAUAAUGGCUUACUUCGUCCACGGCUACCUCCAAGCAAACAUGCUCACACCAGCCUACAUCCUAAUCCUCUUCAUCACCAGCGUCAUCGCCGUUUUCUGGGCCGUCGACACCCUAAUCCGCUUCAGCACAACAAAACGAUCUGCAAUCUUCGUCGCGUUCGUCGACAUGCUCUUCUUCGGCGCUUUCAUUGCCGGCGUCUACCAGCUGCGCUUUAUCGCAAACGCAGACUGCGCUCACUGGUCAGGCGGCAGCGUCUGGGUUUCUCUCGGCCCGUUCGGCGAGUACGGCGAGCAGACAAACGACCCGCUUGAACUGCACGUUGACAAGACCUGUGCGAUGCUGAAGACUUGCUUUGCGAUGGGUAUUAUGGAGACGGUCUUCUUCAUCUGGACUGCUUUCCUCGCGCUGUUCUUGCAUUCUCGGGAUCGGGACCGCGUCGUUGUUGAGAAGACGGUGCGCCGACGUAGCCAUUCUAGUCGACGGGGACACUCGAGUUCGCACCGUCAUCGCAGCUCGAGCAGACGACCUUCUUACGUCGUCUAG
This is a messenger RNA of Penicillium atrosanguineum, 612 nucleotides long. RefSeq lists its product as uncharacterized. The record is from RefSeq and is a predicted model, not a curated record. The transcript has 2 exons. Bases 1 to 612 code for a protein of 203 amino acids. NCBI's taxonomy places the organism in Eukaryota, Fungi, Ascomycota, Eurotiomycetes, Eurotiales, Aspergillaceae.